ACUUUACACUGUGUCAUAGAAAGAGAAGUAGGGAGGUCUGUUCAGCACUAACAGUCCAGUUGCUUUUGAUGCUAGAGAAACUAAAGGGGAAACUUCUUGUGGUUGAUUGCGAGAAGCACAUUUUCUGACUGUUUUCAUCUCUUAAGGUCGUUUGGACAUUGUUUGACACCUGUUUGACUGCCAUGCCUAUGUAUACGGUGACUGUAGCUACAGGGAGCCAGUGGUUUGCAGGGACAGACGAUUACAUCUACAUCACACUGGUGGGAACGGAGCGGUGCAGUGAGAGGACACUGCUGGACAAACCUCUGUACAAUGACUUCGAAAGGGGGGCGGUGGACUCCUAUGAUGUGAGGGUUGGGGAGAUCCUGGGAGACAUUGUGUUGGUAAAGAUAGAGAAGAAGAAGUACUGGGUGCAGGAUGACUGGUACUGCAGGUACGUCACUGUGAAGACCCCGGCCGGAGACUACGUGGAGUUCCCCUGUUUCCGCUGGCUGGUGGACGACAAAGAGGUGGUGCUGCGGGAUGGACAAGCUCAUCUGCCUCAGGAUGAGAAAACCAGCUUGGUCAAGCAGCACAGACAAAAAGAGCUGGAAACCCGGCGAAAAACUUACAGAUGGAAAGAGUGGCAGCCAGGUUUUCCUAUGAGCAUAGAUGCAAAUAGACACAGGGAUUUGCCUCGUGACAUCCAGUUUGACAGUGAGAAAGGAGUGGAUUUUGUACUGAACUACAGUAAGGCGAUUGAAAACCUGUUUGUGAACCAGUUCAUGCACAUGUUCCAGUCAUCCUGGAGUGACUUUGGUGAUUUCGAGAGGAUCUUUGUGAGAAUUAAAAACACAAUCUCAGAGUAUGUGAUGCAACACUGGAAGGAGGAUUUCAUGUUUGGGUAUCAGUUCCUGAAUGGCUGCAAUCCUGUUUUGAUCCAAAAAUGCACCAAACUUCCUGACAAGUUUCCUGUCACUCAUGAGAUGGUUUCUGUCAGCCUGGAGCGGGAUCUGACUCUGGAGCAGGAAAUCGAGGCAGGUAACAUGUAUAUGGUGGACUACAAGGUGUUAGACGACAUCAGUGCUAACACUACAGAUCCUUGCACGUUACAGUACCUGGCAGCUCCAAUCUGUCUUCUCUACAAAAAUGCUCAGAAUAAGAUCUUGCCUAUAGCCAUACAGCUUGGGCAGAUUCCAGGCGACGACAACCCUAUCUUUCUGCCAACUGAUGGACAGUACGACUGGAUGCUGGCGAAGAUCUGGGUCCGGUCAGCUGACUUCCAGUACCACCAGACCAUCACACACCUGCUCAGGACCCAUCUGAUGACAGAGGUGUUUGCUAUUGCCAUGUACAGACAACUAGCUGCUGUUCACCCUGUGUAUAAGCUGCUCAUCCCACACAUUCGUUUUACCAUCGCUAUCAACACCAAGGCCAGAGAGCAGCUUAUCUGUGAAUGUGGCAUCUUUGACAAGGCGAAUGCCACCGGUGGAGGUGGUCACGUUCAGCUGGUUCAGAAGGGCGUGAAGUCUCUGACCUUCAGGUCUCUGUGCUUCCCUGACAACAUUAAAAUGCGUGGUGUGGACAAGAAGGAGGACCUGCCCACCUACUUCUACAGAGAUGACGGCUACCUGGUGUGGGAGGCUACCAAGAGUUUUGUGUCUGAUGUGGUUCACAUUUACUACGCCAGCGAUGAAACUGUGCAGGGAGACGAAGAAAUCCAGGCCUUUGUCAAAGACGUGUGCAGCUUCGGUAUGCAAGACUUCGACUACUGUGAGUUUCCAAAGUCACUGAAAACACGGGCAGAGCUGAUAGAGUACCUGACUGUCAUCGUGUUCACCGCUUCAGCCCAACAUGCUGCUGUCAACUUUGGACAGUACGACUGGUGCUCUUGGAUCCCAAACGCUCCAUCCACCAUGCGAAAACCCCCACCCAAUAAGAAAGGAAUGGCCGAUGUGAACCUGAUCAUCGAAAGCCUCCCUGACCGCGGACGCUCCAGCUGGCACCUGGGGGCCGUGUGGGCCCUCAGUCAGUACCAGGAGAAUGAGCUGUAUCUGGGCAUGUAUCCUGAUGAGCACUUCAUAGAGAAACCAGUGAAGGCGGCCAUGGAGAAAUUCAGGAAGCAGCUCGCAGAGAUCACCAGCGCCAUAAAGAGGAGGAACGAGGGGAAGAAGCUGCCGUACUACAACAUGUCCCCUGAUAAAAUCCCCAACAGUGUCGCAGUCUGAGGAAGAAAAAAAAAAAAAAGCUUUUUGAGGGAAAUUGUCUCGUCUCUACUUUUAGGGACUGUAUGAAAAUUAUAGGCAGAUAAAAGAGGUAAUAAAUGAAGACAGCUUGUGAUUUUUCUGUUUGCUAAAGGAAUAAUAGUUAAGGGUGGGAUUUUAAUACUGUAUAUAAUUUACUUAUCCAAAAUGAAGAGAUGUUCAUUUGUUUUGUGCUGUUUUUGCUUGAUUUACUUGAUUACAUUUCUUACGUUUACAAUGAUUUAGCGUGUUUUAAUAAAGGAUGUGUCAGAAAUGA
Sphaeramia orbicularis (orbiculate cardinalfish) is the source of this 2499-nucleotide messenger RNA. It is a transcript of the gene alox5a, whose product is annotated as arachidonate 5-lipoxygenase a. The transcript has 14 exons. Lineage: Eukaryota; Metazoa; Chordata; Actinopteri; Kurtiformes; Apogonidae. Gene Ontology annotation, molecular function: oxidoreductase activity, acting on single donors with incorporation of molecular oxygen, incorporation of two atoms of oxygen; iron ion binding; protein binding. Gene Ontology annotation, biological process: lipid oxidation. The record is from RefSeq and is a predicted model, not a curated record. The coding region runs from base 183 to 2207 and encodes 674 amino acids.